AUGGCAGACAUAGUCAAGGGAGACGCUCCGACGAGCAGUACAGAAGUCACAGCUGAUGAAGAGAGAAAGGCUCUACUUCGUUCAUUCACGCCUGAAGAUGACAAGCGAAUCAGACGAAAGAUUGACAGACGUUUUCUAUGGUUGAUUGGAAUGAUAUAUAUCAUCAAAACGAUCGACUAUACAAAUGCUGCAUCAGUCAAGGUUCUGCAGGUUGGUUCGGAUAGGAAUAUCCUCAAAGAACUCAACAUGACGACCGAUCAAUACAACUGGGUUCAAUCCAUCUAUUUUAUCAGCUACAUCGUCUUCGAAGUACCGAGCAAUAUGCUACUGAAGAGGAUGACACCCCGUCUCAUGCAGUCUCGCAUUAUGCUCACCUGGGGAACUGUUCUCGCCUGCCAUGCUGCAGUAAAGAAUAAAGAAGCACUCUGGGCACUCCGGUUCAUUCUCGGAUUGUGUGAAGCAGGAAUGUUUCCAGGUAUCGCCGCACAGCUAUGUGGAUGGUAUCGGAGUGACGAAAUGGGAAAGCCCAUCAUGUGGAUGUUUGGAUUCCAAAAUGCGUCUGGUAUUGUUGGGUCUCUACUUGCAUAUGCGAUAUCGUAUCUGAAUGGGAAGUGUGGGAUGAGUGCAUGGCGAUGGGUCUAUCUAUUGGAAGGCCUCUUCACUGUCGUCUUCGCCGGCAUCGUCUUCCUCGUUCUCCCCGACUGGCCCAAGUCAGAACGAAGCAGCAAAUGGCUCACAUCACGAGAGCAAGAAUACGUCGAAGCACGAUUAUCCGAAAAUGCACCCAGAACAGAUGAUGCCAACUUCUCCAAAGACGAGGUGAUUGCAUCGCUGAAAGAUCCACGCACAUACGCAUUCAUGAUAUCGCAGGUCCUCGUCAAUAUUGCAGGAUAUGCCCUCACCUGGGAACUGCCGACCAUCACGACGAGUCUAGGAUUUGCUGGCCUGCCACGGAAUCAACUGCUGAAUAUUCCUCCAUCAGCAGCUGCAGUUCUAUCAAUUAUCUUUUCUGGCUGGUUCUUGAAACGGGCGUAUAUGACUCGUCCUGCAUAUGUCAUGUUCUGCAUAAUGCCGCCGAUGCUACUCUUCUUCAUUCUUCUGACUACUCUCAACUCUCGAAUUGGCAUCUACAUUGCCUGUGUGCUAGGGAAUAUGUUUUACUCUGUCUACUUCAUCCCAUUCUGGGCCUGGCGCUCCUCCUCUCUAAAAGGCACCACCGGUGCAGCCUUUACACUCGCUUUUCAAUCCUGCGUCGGCCAAGUAGGCGGUGUCAUCGGACCUCAGCUCUUCCAAUCAAAAUACGCAUAUAACGGGUAUAAAACACCAUUCGCCAUCUGCGCCGCCAUGGUAGGCGCUGCUUGUUUGGCGAAUCUGUGGACGUGGUGGUUGACGCGGAAUGUAGAGUGGGAUGUCUGCCGGAUUCGGAGGUUGAGGAUUAAAGAGGAGAAGAAGGGGAGGAUUUAUGCAGAUGAUGAUGUGAGGGUUUACGAGGAGAGGGAGUUUUAUCGGGGGACUAGGAGGGAGGAUACUGUAUAG
Messenger RNA from Aspergillus wentii DTO 134E9, 1536 nucleotides. RefSeq lists its product as uncharacterized. The transcript is spliced from 5 exons. Gene Ontology annotation, cellular component: membrane. NCBI's taxonomy places the organism in Eukaryota, Fungi, Ascomycota, Eurotiomycetes, Eurotiales, Aspergillaceae. Gene Ontology annotation, molecular function: transmembrane transporter activity. Gene Ontology annotation, biological process: transmembrane transport. The coding region runs from base 1 to 1536 and encodes 511 amino acids. The record is from RefSeq and is a predicted model, not a curated record.